CAUGAUUGAUUCUUUUAGGACAUCGCACUCACAACACACCACUAAACACAUGAGAUAAUCACCAGCUAUAACCUAGUAGUACACCAUUGAUAUCAUCGCGCCCAAUGACCACUGCUCAGUGACUUGGAGUGGACAUCCAGACAUCCAGUUUCGCUGACAAGUCUAGAAUUCUACCCGGGUUUUUGGUCUUGUAGUAUGCGCUGUGGAAAUCAAGUUCAAAAGUGUCUGGUGACGUGAGCAUUGAGCAAUGUCGCAUAGUUGUCGUUGCCAACGAACCCUCCAUCGAAUAUCCGCGUGUCAGGGAAAUGCACCUCAAGAAGAGCGCAGCUGCCCAUAUACAGACAUGUGAGGAUGUGUAUCAAGCAAGAGGAACGCACAGCCAUCGAUGUCUAUUUGUUCCCGUGUUCUCUGUCUGAUAGGACUGGACAAAGUACGCAGAGACGGCCAGCGCAGAAUGGCGUCUGUGAGUAUUGGAGGCCCUGUCUCGUACAAUCAUAGAAGCUGGUAUUUGACCUGUGUAAGAAGGAUCACCCUACUUCACCUUCACUUGCUCCGUCUAUGUCCCAACCUCUCCUCGUUGACAGUUCGUGCAGUAUUCUUUACGCCACGGACCUUGGAACAAUUGACACACACUAACAUCCAAUCCUUGCACAUGAGUUAUUUUGAACCUGGGAUGUUGCUAACUUGGCUGUUCGAGGCUUUGUCGCUCGGUUUGCGCGUGUUUGAUGCUUACUGCGCUCCCAACACUGCAUGGCCUCAUCAGCAGCUGAUGAAUCUUCUUGCGUGGUCAAAGUGUCCUUUGGAGCGCCUGAUUUUCUGUGGUUUGGCGGUGACAGAUGUGCCACGAACAGAAUACGUUGCCCUUAUUCCUUCCCUAGUAGUGCAUCCUAUUGGAUAAAAAUCGGAUUUUAAAAAAUAACAGAAAAAGUGUAUACGUAUCUCACCGAUUCUCACGAAAUAUUUUAUCAGUACCUGGCUAAUGUAACGUGC
Messenger RNA from Suillus bovinus, 990 nucleotides. RefSeq lists its product as uncharacterized. The record is from RefSeq and is a predicted model, not a curated record. Lineage: Eukaryota; Fungi; Basidiomycota; Agaricomycetes; Boletales; Suillaceae. The transcript is spliced from 2 exons. The coding region runs from base 386 to 898 and encodes 170 amino acids.